Xenopus tropicalis (tropical clawed frog) is the source of this 2028-nucleotide messenger RNA. RefSeq lists its product as uncharacterized. The record is from RefSeq and is a predicted model, not a curated record. The coding region runs from base 677 to 1471 and encodes 264 amino acids. The transcript has 8 exons. Lineage: Eukaryota; Metazoa; Chordata; Amphibia; Anura; Pipidae.
CUCCCCUGUCAGCCUUCGGAGGUGUCAACUUGCUUUUUAAAAACAGUCGAAGGAUCAUGGAAAAUUUAAAGCGACAGCUCUGCUAAGUUACCCUUGCUCGUAUAUUAGCGCUAAGCGCUACAUAAUGGAUGGAGAUGGAAACAGGGUUAUUUAGGUAUUAGCAACCUAUACAGCUAAUGCUACCAAAACCUUUCUGUGGAUUCUGGGAUUUGUAGGAGCGCUGCUUUAGCGUUCUGCUAUUGAUAUUCCCAUGCUCUUUGGGGGUGAUCGUCAGCCAGUCGCUUCUCAGCAUUCACUGCUCGUCAGCAAUCUGUUCUACCAUAAGUCAUUUGCAUUACAUUUUAUUUGACAAAUGGAAAAGGCUGGAAUAGGCGAAUGCAGUGUCGGCAAAAUGUAUUAUUUUACAGUUGAGGCAGAAUGAAAUAAUUAUUACAUUUAAGCUAUAUAAGUUUCUCCCAAUGGGAGAAGGUACCAGGCAAGGUUUAUAUAGAGCAUGUCUUCUGCACAUCCUUAUAUGAAGUCAGCAGCUAUUGGCUGCUCCCUAGUUCUGCAUCAUGCUCACUUACUAGAGCAUCCUCACAAUCAGAAAUAACACUGUAUCAUUCCUUCUGGGCUGCCUAUAUACUCUGGAAUCCAUGGCAAAAUAUCUCCUGCUGUUGUGAAUGGAUGUCUAAGGAUGGCUGCUGUAAGCCAGUCCCAGCCCGUACGCCAGCCCUGCAUCUACCAUUCAUGCUAUAAAGUGGUUAUCAAUUUGAAGAAACCAUUGCAGCCAAUUCAAAUGAGCAGCAAGCAGGUGGCACUGGAAAUGUUUGCACUGUGUUCACAGUUAGAUGUUCUCAUCAAAGGGGAGGUAAAACAAUUACAGGAGCAGGUUGCAGAUGAUGCGAGCCAUGAUGUGAGCCUUGGGGAGGAUGCUACGUUACAUACAUUAGGGGCAGAUGUUGUGGAAAGAAUGAAAGAAUGUUUAACCAAUUUACCAGAACCUAUUCCAUGCUUAGAGGACUAUCUGGAUACUUCAGGCUUAUCCAUGCUCUUUCCAAGAGUUGAGAUAUACAUCAUACAUGAAAGGCCAGUGGACAUGUUAGAAAAACCUCCAAUGGAUGAAUACUACAUUCACAUAGGAAAACUGAAUCAGCUUUUGGUCCUGAGCCAGCAGUUAGAAGAUGAUGUGAAGCACUUAGGAAGCCAUAAAUAUGUUGCUCAUCAGUUGUCAGUUCUCUAUAAAGUUCUCAGUUAUUUCAGUGGAUACCCCUCUUUGGAUCUUCCAAAGCGAGAUAUUGAAGCUAAUUUUAAAUCAGUGAAAUCUGCUCUAGCUACAAAGGAAGGAUCAAGACAAGAGCCUGUUUUACCUGCACCGCUUUUGACAUGGCUCCUGGAAUUGACACAAACAAUUAUUAGUACAGUAGCCUCACUCCCUGAAGAACUGACAGGGGAAAUAAUGCCAGUGCUAGCAUAUUCUUUGUUGCAGUGAUUUGUAUAACAACAGAAACAAUGUUACAUUUUUACUGGCUUCAAUAGACUAAAUGAGAUACUAAACUUCUGUCAUAGUACCAACUACCAACAAUCAUCUCUACGACAGCAAAAACCUGUAACUCUAAUACAGACUUACAUAAAACAUAUGUUGGAUUGUUUUGUGAAUAUAUCUUCAUGUUGUCAUAUCUCUAUUUGUCAGAAGAAAAUAUUUUAUUUAUAGUGUUGAAAAAGUGCCAAGCUAUUUCCAUGCUAAAGAAGAAGACUUAUAUACUAAAAGACUUCUUAUUAUAUUGCUUUAAUGGUGCAACGUCUUAAAUAUCAUUGAAUUAAAAGGGACGAUACAUAAAAUAGUUUAAGGGGUGACAAGCUCAUGGAUGAAAUUUAUCGACAACACAAACACAGGACAGACUCAUGAAGAUUCACCCAUCUGUGUUCAGGCAAACGAUUACUGAUAAAACAAGUACAGGUAUUGGAUCCAUUAUCCGGAAACCCAUUAUUCAGAAAGCAGGAAGGACAUCUACCAUAUCCUCCAUUUUAAUAAAAUAAUUAAAAUGA